AUUCACUUUUUGAAUAAUUAUUUUAUUGGUUAUUGCAUUGAAUAUAAUAUUUAUAGUGAAAAUAUAAUCAUUGCUUUUAUUUUUGCUGCUGUUGGAGAGCAAGGACAUUUUGCGAUAUUUUUGAGAAAAUAAGCUAAGGACUGAGAACCCAGUUAUUUAGGGUUCAAACCCUGAAAGGGUAGAACCCUGGAGUUGUUUUUUUUAAAUAGUUUUUCCCUCCUCCCCAUAAAGCAAUGGUGUAAACAGCUAAAGCAAUAUUUAACAUGUUGACCAAAGAGGAAGCCUAAAGAAAUGUCUGUGCUCUGCAGUGCAUCAAAGCUUGACCACCAGGCUGAUUAAUAAGAAAAUAUCAAGGCUAUGUUUGAAGUUAUAUAGACAUAGUAAUCAAUAGAAAAUACUUCUUGUAAAGUUCCUCUACAUUAUUUGAGAUGCUGUUGUGAGAAGUCAUGGAGGUAUGAGUUGUAAUGUCAGAAUAAUGUGGCUUUAGCGUUUAGAUAAAGUUUGCACGCUCAUCACCAGCAGAUGUCGCUCUUCAGACCCCGGCCGGCCGCAAGCAAAGGACAAUACACAGGGAUGAAUAAUAGUCCAGAUUCUGGGAAAAAAAAUGGGAAUCUGGAAGUUGGCUUGAAAUGGAAAAUGAUUAUUCGGCACUCAAUUUACGCAUGACUAAGGCUGCGGGCGGUGAGAUUUGACGCAGCACUGUGGGGAUGCCCAUCCAUCCGCACAGCGCGUGUCUGCGCCUAGGUUGCACACCACAUCACCAUCACAUCACCAUCACCAUCAUCAUCAUCAUCAUCACCCUGAACCCCGAGGAGGAGCGCAGCGGAGAGGAGAGGAGAGCGGCUGGUCUCCGACAUGGCGAAAGAAGGAGCAGAUAUGACGGAGGAAACCGAGUUCAUGAUCGACACAACCGUGGGGAAAGAAGCCGAAAACGUGGAGCCGUCGUCCGGCGGUGUCAAAGAAAUGCGAGCGGUGGUACUGGCGGGUUUCGGAGGGCUCAACAAACUCAGGGUGAGCAGGAAGACGAUGCCCGAGCCCCAGGAGGGCGAAGUGAAGAUCCGCGUCAAAGCAUGUGGCUUGAAUUUCCUGGAUCUGAUGGUGCGUCAGGGGACCAUUGAUAAUCCUCCAAAACCUCCUCUUGUACCUGGCUUUGAAUGCUCUGGAAUAGUGGAGUCGGUGGGUGAAAACACAAAGGGAUUUGAGAUAGGCGACCGAGUCAUGGCUUUUGUGAACUACAAUGCCUGGGCUGAGGUGGUUUGCACACCUGUGGAUUUUGUCUACAUGAUGCCAGAUGAAAUGUCUUUUUCUGAGGCUGCAGCGUUCUCCCUGAACUUCGUGGCUGCCUACAUGAUGCUCUUCGAGGUAGCCAAUUUGCGAGAGGGGAUGUCGGUGUUGGUGCACUCAGCAGGAGGUGGUGUAGGUCAAGCUGUGGCUCAGCUGUGCUCCACUGUUCCUAAUGUCACCGUGUUCGGGAUCGCCUCAUGUUUCAAACACGCAGCCAUCAAAGACUCCGUGACUCACCUGUUUGACAGAAAUGUCGAUUAUGUACAAGAAGUCAAAAAGAUUUCUCCAGAGGGAGUCGACAUCUUGUUGGACUGCCUGUGUGGGGAGAAUACAGGGAAAGGGCUGAGUCUGUUGAAGCCACUGGGAAAUUAUAUCCUUUAUGGCGCGUCAAACAUGGUAACUGGGGAAACAAAGAGUUUCUUCAGCUUUGCAAAAUCUUGGUGGCAGGUGGAGAAGGUGAACCCUAUUAAACUAUACGAGGAGAACAAAGUCAUAGCCGGAUUCUCACUCCUCAACCUUCUCUUCAAACAAGGGAGAUGUAGUCUUGUGAGAUCAGUGAUGGACAAACUCUUGUGCCUCUAUGACCAAAAGAAGAUCAAGCCGGUAGUGGACUCCCUGUGGGCACUGGAGGAGGUAAAAGAGGCCAUGCAGAGAAUUCAUGACCGAGGGAACAUAGGAAAACUCAUUCUGGAUGUCGAGAAGUGUCCCACCCCUCUGAUGGCUAGCGACAGCACAGAGACCAGUGAAGCAGGAGAGGAAGAAGAGGAGCCCGAGGGAGACAACGACAGCAAGGAGCGAAUGCCUUUCAUCCAUUAGGCCCAACUAACCUCUCGGCAACACACGCCUGGAGACUGGAGAGGCUGCACACAGUCACCACAGAGGAACAUGACCACACGCACCAGUGUUGUACAAUAUCUGAUGUAUGCAUGAAUUAUGUAUGUACAGUGUAUGUAUGUAUGUAUGUAUGUAUGUAUGUAUGUGCCUCUUGUCUGUUUCCUAUUGCUUGUCAGUCGAUUGGUCAAAGAUUUUUGGGUGAAUGAAAAUGAAUAACAUGCACAUCACAUUCUUUACAGUAUCAUUUAGUGACUGUACAUUUACAGUUAACUUCAUCCGCCAGCAGUUUAUUGUGUUAACAACAGCCUGAAAAACAUUUAAACCAGCUGAUCUGUUCGUAUUGUUUUAUGAUUAGAACCUAUAGAAUUAGAUUUCGGAAAAACUCGCAAGUUUUAACGUGUCUAAACAUUUCACAAGAUAGGAGAGCACUUAAUUUAAUUCUCACCUGUCCUCAGGGAUGACGGAUGGAAAAUUUGAACUAUUGACAUACGUUUGAGAAAAAGACCCCAAUGUUUCGAUGCUUCUGACCUAGAGAGUGAAUCACUCUUGUGUUAAAAUGGUAACGUGUAAACCAGGGCAGGUAGAAAACUGUCUGUAGAUAUUUGCAUGAUAUUUCAUUCUUUAUUCCAGCCUUGUAGUGUUAUGGGAUCACCAGUGCCUUUGAGCUAUAGAGAAGUGUUUGAUACUUGAAAUGCUUUCCUCGCAUUAAGUUCAUAUUGAACAAAUUAACAAAAAAGGUAUUUUUAACUGGAAUGUGAAAACGGAUGCAAAAAUUCUUCCUCGUCUAAACUACGUAUUUACAACUUUUACUCAAAUACAUAAUAUACAACAUCAUGCAUUGUAACAUUUAUCUUUGGGUCACUGGGGUGACAGAACAAAUGAUACAUUUCAAGACAGAUUAUAUUUAUAAAUGCAAGAGAAACUAUGAGAAAUUUGUAAAUUCUGGAUCAUGAUACGGUCAGACAGCAGUGCAAGUCUCUGCUUUUCCUAUCCGACCAAAGUUGUUUACUUGCUGGUGCCUCGCAACAUAAGUGCCAUAGGACUCCCAAGAUAUAAACGCAGGGUGAUUUAGGUUUGAACAGCAUUGUUUAUUACUUUGUUUAAGUGGGAUUCCCUCUACUCUGCAUCUGCGAGUUGCUAAUGAAAGCAGUACAAGGAUCAAAUGGUUGCCACACACUCGCACUCAUCUAAUCAGUUGAUUGAUUUUUGUUUUCAAUUCAUCAAAGUGAAAAAAACUGCAUUGUAUGAGGUUCUCACCAUUUAUUAGCCAUUGCUUAUUAGGUGUGUUUUAUAUUGGCUGGUCAUUUGAAUUGUUUAUUACUUCCCAGAGAACAUAUCAAAAGAGUCGAUAAAACAAGUCGAUGCUUUGUAAUAGUUGCAUUUUUAAGAAAUUAAAAAUGUAUCAGCUUAGCCACAGCAAAACUAACAGGAGCUAAUAUGAGAAAAACCCUACAUUUAUUUGAAGCUGAAUGAUAAACAGUGGAGAGACAGUUAGAGGGUGAACUCGUGAGGAAAUUGAUAAUUUUAGAAAUGUAUUUCUAGACAUGGAAAUACAGACAAAGAUACGUAGACACUAGAAAAUACAUCUCAGUUUGGAUGCCUUCAAUGUCAGGUGUGUGUGUGUGUGUGUUUGUGAGAGAAAGAGUACAUGUGAUUGAGUGUGUGUAUUCAGAUGACCUUGUAAAAAGAAAACAAGAAAAACAUGUUUAGUAUUGUAGUAUAUGCCCACAAUUCUUUGUGAAGUAUGGUUUACCUGUGGUCAUGUACUUUUUUUCUGUUGUGUACGUUCUUUGAGCACAGCUCUGUUUACUUGAAUAAAUUUAUCUGCAAAGGA
Messenger RNA from Scophthalmus maximus (turbot), 3952 nucleotides. RefSeq names its product vesicle amine transport 1-like (gene vat1l). NCBI's taxonomy places the organism in Eukaryota, Metazoa, Chordata, Actinopteri, Pleuronectiformes, Scophthalmidae. Gene Ontology annotation, molecular function: oxidoreductase activity; zinc ion binding. The coding region runs from base 856 to 2100 and encodes 414 amino acids. The transcript has 9 exons. The record is from RefSeq and is a predicted model, not a curated record.